GCGAAAAUGAAGUUUAUGAAGUUAGGGACAAAGCCAGACACCUUUUAUACAGAAGAGGCUACCAGGACCGUGAUUUCAGAUGCACCAAGUGACCUCAUUAUACGAGUUAACAACAUUACUUUUCUUCUUCAUAAGUUUCUACUUCUUCCCAAGUGUGGCCUCUUACAACGCCUUUGCUCUGAUGCUCAUGAUUCUAACAUUGUUACAAUAGAGCUUCACGAUAUUCCCGGAGGUGAAGAUGCUUUUGAACUGUGUGCUAAGUUUUGCUAUGGAAUAACAAUCAACCUCAGUGCCUAUAACUUUGUACCUGCUUUUUGCGCUGCUAAGUUCCUUCGGAUGACUGAAUCUGUGGAGUAUGGAAAUUUUGUUCUAAAACUUGAGUCUUUCUUCAAUUCCUGCAUUCUCGAAGGCUGGAAGGACUCCAUUGUCACACUACAGAACACAAUCAAGUUACCUGAGUGGUCAGAGAAUCUUGGAAUCAUUAGAAGAUGCAUCGAUUCAAUUCUUGAGAAAAUCCUCACGCCCCCAGCAAAGGUCUCAUGGUCAUACACAUAUACUAGACCAGGGUACACCCAGAAACGCCACCAGUCUCCACCAAAAGAUUGGUGGACAGAAGACAUAUCCGAUCUAGACAUAGACCUUUUCAGAUGUAUAAUCACAGCUGUUAGAUCAACAUAUAUGCUGCCAACACAACUUAUUGGUGAAGCUUUACAUGUUUAUGCCUGUCGUUGGCUACCAGACACCACAAAGAAUAUAUCUCCAGAGAGUUUAGCUUCUCAAACAGAAGAAACGUUAGAAAAGAAUCGCCGAAUUCUUGAAACAGUUGUGAGCAUGAUUCCAGCUGACAGAGAAUCAGUUUCAGUUGGGUUUUUGCUUAGACUCCUUAGCAUUGCUAAUUAUCUAGGAGUUUCUCCAGUGACAAAGACAGAACUGAGAAGGAGAGCUAGUCAGAAACUUGAGGAGGCAACCAUUAAUGACCUACUAUUUCCUUCACACUUAUCCUCUGAUCAGCAUCUUUAUGAUAUUGACUUGGUUAUGGCUGUCUUAGAAAGUUACAUGGUGGUAUGGAGAAGACAAUCCCCUGCAUCUGCAGAUAACAGCGAGAGUUUGAGAUCUAUUAGAAAGGUUGCAGAACUAAUUGACUCUUAUCUUCAAGUUGUUGCAAGGGAUGUCAACAUGCCUGUAUUCAAAGUAAUAUCUCUUGCUGAAGCAUUGCCAGAAAGUGCCAGGGAAGAGCAUGAUAACCUUUACAAGUUCAUUAACAUAUAUCUCAAGGAGCAUCCUGGAUUAAGCAAAGCAGAAAAGAAGAGGCUGUGUCGAAUUCUAGACUGCCAAAAACUAUCUCAAGAGAUAAGAGCCCACGCGGUAAAAAACGAGCGGUUACCACUGAGAACAGUAGUGCAAGUCCUUUUCUAUGAACAGGAGGGCGGUUCGAGGGGAAGUGGGCAUGAUAAGUAUAAGACGGCACCUCAGGGCCAGGGAAAAAUUGAUCAUUAUAUGAGUAAGUUAAAAUUGGGUCCAGAAGAUAAAUUCUCUGAAACAAGCGAGAAAGUGAUGAAAAGAAUAGAUGGAAAGUUGCAGGUGGAGAGGAGAGAUAUUGAAGAAAUUGAAACAGAAAGUAGAAGAGAAGGAAAUUCUGGAAGGAAGUUGGAUACAAUUCCAAUAACUAAGAAAUCAAGUAAGUCAUCAGACCAUGGGCGAGACAAAGGGAGAGACAGAUAGAAUGUUUGCAUAAACUGUAAUUUGUGUUCGAUUAAAAGCUUUUUUU
Molecule: messenger RNA, 1768 nt
Organism: Pistacia vera
Lineage: Eukaryota; Viridiplantae; Streptophyta; Magnoliopsida; Sapindales; Anacardiaceae
Product: BTB/POZ domain-containing protein At5g47800
Exons: 5
Coding region: 7-1722 (571 amino acids)
Molecular function (GO): protein binding
Source: RefSeq, a predicted model, not a curated record